Messenger RNA from Sesamum indicum (sesame), 1843 nucleotides. The record is from RefSeq and is a predicted model, not a curated record. NCBI's taxonomy places the organism in Eukaryota, Viridiplantae, Streptophyta, Magnoliopsida, Lamiales, Pedaliaceae.
UUGUGGGUGGCGCAGCAUUAGCGGAGAGAGUAGCUGUGAGAGGCUUUCAAGUUUUCAAUGGGGACCUGCAUCUGCCCAAUCGAUGCCCAAUUUUUUGACCAAGUAGCCGCGCUUCUCACACCUCCAACUCUUCCCCAAAUCCAGGAAUACUUCGAAGUGCUUGAAGCUAAAAGACACUGCUCUGGCCUUAAAGUAAAGCCAGAUGCCAAGCAUGGGAAAGGUGUUCAUAGUGAGGUGAACUUUCAAGAGGAUGACCUUAUUUUGAAGGAUGAAAUGCUUGUUGGGGCCCAACAUUCAUCUAAUAAGAUUGAUUGCUUCGUGUGUAGCUUUUGCUUCCGAUUCAUUGGCUCGAUAGAGCUACAAAUAGGUAGAAAACUGUAUUUGCAAGAAUUGGGGGUCUCUGCAGUUGAUGGAUCUGGGUCAUCGGAUGGAAUAGGAUGUAAUACUUCGUCUGAGAAAACUCGCAUCCCACAAGAUACUAUCCAAUCAUUAAUGAAUAGCAACCUGCAGUUGCCUUAUUCAGAGAAUUUCCCUCUUCCUUUAGUUGUUCCAUGUCUGGGAGGAUGCAAAGAAGCUUAUUAUUGCAGCAAAUCUUGUGCGGAAGCUGACUGGGAUUCGUUCCAUUCUUUACUUUGUAUUGGGCAUGGAUCUUCAUCACCGAGUACAGAAGCACUCUUGAAAUUCGUGAAGCAUGCUAAUGAAACCAAUGAUAUUUUCAUUCUUGCUGCUAAGGUAAUUUCAUUUACAAUAUUGAGAUACAGAAAGUUGAAAGCAGCUCAUGUUCAAAGGGAGGGGAAGCAUGAUUCUUCUAAUCAAUUCGACAGUUGUAUCUUUCCUUUGCUUUUAGAGGCAUGGAAGUCAGUGUCCAUGGGAUUCAAGAGAAGGUGGUGGGACUGCAUUGCUCUACCAGAAGAUGUUGAUUCUUCUGAAAAAGUGGAAUUCAGAAUGCAAAUAAAAGACUUGGCAUUUGAGUCUCUGCAGCUUCUGAAAGAAGCCAUCUAUGACAAGGAAUGUGCGCCAUUAUUUUCGCUUGACAUCUAUGGUCAUAUUAUUGGCAUGUUUGAGCUGAAUAACCUUGAUUUGGUUGUAGCAUCUCCAGUGGAGGACUACUUUUUGUACAUUGAUGAUCUUCCAGUCUCUCAAAAGAAAGAAGUUGAAAACUUGACAAAACCUUUCCUUGAUGCUCUUGGUGAUGACUAUUCAAUUUCUUGCCAAGGUACUGCUUUUUUCCCUUUGCAGAGUUGUAUGAAUCAUUCCUGUAUUCCUAAUGCAAAGGCAUUCAAACGAGAAGAGAUGCUUAUGGAAGAAUGGUCCAGGACAAGGAUGGACAAGCUACUAUAGUUGCUUUGCGACCCAUUUUCAAGGGAGAAGAGGUAACUAUAUCGUACAUAGAUGAGGAUCUUCCCUACGACGAGAGGCAAGAAUUACUUGCUGACUAUGGCUUUAGAUGUAAAUGCCCUAGAUGCAUAGAAGAACAACUUUAAGACAAGUUAUACAUGCGCUAUCUUCAAGGAUCCUCAGUUAACCUUCGUACUUAGAGAAUCUGACCAUGUUCGGAGAAAAGUUUCCAUGCGCAAUCAAAUUCUUCAAAGAAAACUCUCCAGCAUCUAUCAGAGGAGAUAGCAUCCAAUAGGUAUAUAAUACGGAAACGUAACUUAGUUGAAAAAAUUUCAGUUGUGUUGGUUCUUGCGGACUCAGUUAAAAUGUCUUCAUUUGGUGCGUUUUGAUUCUACAAAGUUUUAAUUUUAAGUUAAUGAUUGAUUGCCAAAAUAUGUAUCUUAGUACACUAGCUAUCAAGUAGUAUAAUAUGUAUUGAUUUCAUGAAGAUUUGAAUAAAAUAAGU